Molecule: messenger RNA, 556 nt
Organism: Chondrus crispus (carragheen)
Lineage: Eukaryota; Rhodophyta; Florideophyceae; Gigartinales; Gigartinaceae
Exons: 4
Coding region: 69-503 (144 amino acids)
Biological process (GO): ribosomal small subunit assembly; translation
Cellular component (GO): cytosolic small ribosomal subunit; ribosome
Molecular function (GO): structural constituent of ribosome; RNA binding
Source: RefSeq, a predicted model, not a curated record
CUUUUCUAUCACACACCGCAACAACUCCGACCCACUUCCUUAUCCACGCCCAAACCCUUCCCAUCAAGAUGUCGGCCGUUCAGGGAAAGCGCCGUACCUUCAAGAAGUUCACCUUCCGGGGCGUCGAUCUCGAUGCGCUUCUCACAAUGAAGCCGGUUGAGAUCCUUCCGCUUCUUUCGUCCCGCACGCGCAGAAAGUUUAACCGCGGCCUCACUCGCAAGCCUAUGGCCCUCAUCAAAAAGCUGAACAAGGCUAAGAUGGAGGCUCCGGAGCACGAGAAGCCUGAGGUCGUCAAGACCCAUUUGCGAGACAUGAUCAUCAUCCCGGAAAUGAUCGGAUCCGUCGUUGCUGUCUACAACGGAAAGAGUUUCAACUCGGUUGAAAUCAAGCCAGAGAUGAUCGGAAGCUACCUUGGCGAGUACAGUUGCAGCUACAAGUUUGUUCGUCAUGGGCGACCGGGUAUCGGUGCAACCCAUUCCUCCCGUUUCAUUCCUCUGAAGUAAAACUUCACGCUCUGGGCUACUAUUCAAAUUGAAUCUGUUUGAGACUGUUUCCA